ACACACACACACACACACACACACACACACAGUUCAGCAGGUUUUCCAUAAGGGUGUUGUCACAGGACUCUUCUUGCGAGAUCGGGCACGCUCAUCGGAUCCAGCUGUACUGCACCUCUCCCACCACCAUCCUGAGUCACACACCUGAACAGCUGAACAGCCACCAGACCACCUGAACAUCCGAACAGCCACCACACCACCUGAACAGCACCAUGGGAGAGUGCCACCAGGCCAAGUUUGACCCAAAGACCUACUUCAACUACUGCUACCAGUUUGCUGCUGUCCCGGGCCAGAAAGACAACAGCCGCUUCGUCUCCUUCGUCCUCUGUCAGCUCAGCAAGACCUUCUCAACAGGGAAGUACAGGGGCCAGAGGCUGAUAGAGGUGGGUACAGGGCCAACCAUCCACACGCUGAUCAGUGCCUGUGAGUACUAUGACGAGAUUGUGGUGUCGGACUACGUGGACAGCAACAGGAAGGAGAUUAAGAAGUGGCUGGAAGCCGAGGAGGGAUGUUUAGACUGGAACGCUCACCUCCAGUAUGUCUGUGAUCUGGAGAGGAAAAGAACCCCAGCGAUCAUCUCAGACACUCUCCGUCAGAGGGUUAAACAGGUUCUAAAGUGCGACAUCUGCCUGGAGAACCCGUUCCACCCUGUCACGGUUCCUCCGGCGGACUGUGUCCUCUCCUCGCUGUGCCUGGAAGCGGCGUGUAAGGACCGCGAGUCCUACCACCGCUCGCUGUCCUCCAUGGUGGACCUACUGAGGUCUGGAGGGGUCCUGGUCCUGAUUGGGGACCUGGAUGAGACCUUCUACACGGUGGGAGAGCAGAGGUUCGACUGUGUCAACCUGAGCGAGGAGUUCAUCACCGAGACGCUGUGGAACCUGGGACUGUCUGUGGAGGAAUUCACUCUGCAGCAGGCUGAGGACCGGGACAGCAACCACAAGUGUGACUACGCCGCCUCCUUCCAUCUCAUUGCCAUCAAACACUGAUCACGUUUAUGCAAGAAACUAUGUAACACUCUGUGGUUUUGGGUUAUUAUACAUUAUAUAUAUAUAAAAAGAGGGGUUGUGGGACACAAUGCAGAUAGUCCCCGUAGCCAUUUGAUUACCUGUUCAGGAGUCUUAUGGCUUGGGGGUAAUACAAGCAAGAGCAGUGUGUGUGUUUUCCUUUCUAAAUGUUAAUAAAAAAAUAACAUAUGGUGGAUAAAAUGUGUUUAUGGAU
Messenger RNA from Oncorhynchus masou masou (cherry salmon), 1218 nucleotides. RefSeq lists its product as uncharacterized. The transcript is spliced from 4 exons. Gene Ontology annotation, cellular component: cytosol. Gene Ontology annotation, molecular function: N-methyltransferase activity. Lineage: Eukaryota; Metazoa; Chordata; Actinopteri; Salmoniformes; Salmonidae. The record is from RefSeq and is a predicted model, not a curated record. The coding region runs from base 213 to 986 and encodes 257 amino acids.